This is a messenger RNA of Aspergillus saccharolyticus JOP 1030-1, 1479 nucleotides long. RefSeq names its product argininosuccinate synthase. Gene Ontology annotation, cellular component: cytoplasm. Gene Ontology annotation, biological process: urea cycle; L-arginine biosynthetic process. Gene Ontology annotation, molecular function: ATP binding; argininosuccinate synthase activity. Bases 124 to 1377 code for a protein of 417 amino acids. Lineage: Eukaryota; Fungi; Ascomycota; Eurotiomycetes; Eurotiales; Aspergillaceae. The record is from RefSeq and is a predicted model, not a curated record. The transcript has 12 exons.
CUCCAGCCCAUUGAAUCUAGCAUUCCUAUAUUAGUCGGCUUCACACUCCGUUGCUUCUCUUCUUCUUCCGAAUCCAAUCUACAUCUCAUCUCUCACCUCGCAUCCUCUUCACACACUCACAAAAUGGCCUCUGAAAAGCCCCGUGUCUGUCUGGCCUACUCCGGUGGUCUUGACACCAGCUGCAUUCUGCGCUGGCUCAUCGAGGAGGGUUACGACGUCGUCUGCUUCCUCGCCAAUGUCGGUCAGGAGGAGGACUGGGCCGCUGUCGAGGCCAAGGCGUUGAAGAUUGGUGCCAAGAAGAUGAUUAUUGAAGAUCUCCAGCGCGAGUUCAUCACUGAGCUCUGCUUCCCCGCCAUUCAGUGCAAUGCCAUCUACGAGGGUCGCUACCUUCUCGGUACCAGCUUGGCUCGCCCCGUGAUCGCCCGCGCUCAGAUGCGCGCUGCCCAGCGCGAAGGCUGCCAAUACGUCAGCCACGGUGCUACCGGCAAGGGUAACGACCAGGUCCGCUUCGAGUUGGCCUUUUAUGCCAUCCAGCCCUCCAUCAAGAUCAUUGCCCCUUGGCGUGAUCCCAAGUUCUUCAAGCGUUUCGCUGGCCGUAACGAUCUCCUUGACUACGCCGCUCAGACCGGCAUUCCUGUCACCUCUACCAAGGCCAAGCCCUGGUCCAUGGACUCCAACUCUGCCCACUGCAGUUACGAGGCCGGCAUUCUGGAAGACCCCAACAUCACCCCUCCCUCUGACAUGUGGACCAUGACCGCCGAUCCUCUCACUGCUCCCAACGAGCCUGUUGACCUCACCAUCCACUUCGAGCAGGGUGUUCCCACUAAGCUCAUUGCCCCCGGCAAGGAAUACACCGACCCCGUCGAGCUUUUCUAUGCUCUCAACAAGCUCGGCUACACCCACGGUGUUGGCCGUAUCGAUAUUGUCGAGAACCGUUUCAUCGGUCUCAAGAGCCGUGGCUGCUACGACUCUCCUGCUAUGACUAUCCUGCGUGAAGCCCACCUGGACCUCGAGGGUCUUGUCUUGGACGGUCAGGUCCGUGCUCUUCGUGACCAAUUCGUUACCCACAACUGGUCCAUUCAGCUCUACAACGGCCUGUACUUCAGUGCCGAGCGUGAGUUCAUUGAGAACAGCAUUAAGUUCAGCCAGAAGCGCGUGAACGGCGAGGUCCGCGUCCGCCUGUACAAGGGCCACACUUACAUCCUUGGUCGCUCCAGCAGCACCGAGAAGCUCUACUCUGCUGAGGAGGCCUCGAUGGACUCUCUCGAGGACUUCGAGCCCACCGACACCACCGGCUUCAUUGCCAUCCAGUCCAUCCGCCUGAAGAAGUACGGUCUCCAGAAGGCCGAGGAGGGUGAGAGCCUGAGCCGUGCUUAGGCGUGAUAUGAAUUUUGUACGAUUUGAAAGGGAUUCCAUGGGGGUAUUACAAAAAGGAUAUAAAAGUAGCAUCUAAUGAAUGAAUAAGCAUAACUAUUCUCG